UGUCAGCAUUCUGUAGCAUAGCUGUCAGUUGGCUCAGUGCUGUGUAGUGGCUUGUGAGAGAGAGGACAUGCAGGCUGCAGCUCUGGUGGUGUUCCUGGGGGCCCUACUGGGUCUCCUCCAUGCGACCCCCCUGCCUUCUGAAUCCGUCCUGCCCACUCAGGAGAACUUCGACCUGGACCGGUUCAUGGGGAAAUGGUAUAGUGUGGCCAAAGCCUCCACGUGUCCCCUUUGGUUGAAGCACAAAGAGGAUUCAGCCGUCGGCACUCUGGAGCUGGACAAGCAGACCUCAGCAAACACAAUCAGCGUGACCAAAACUAAAUCCAGGCAUGGUGUCUGUAAGCAGAGUUCUCAUGAGUACCAGCUGACACAAACGCCAGGCAGAUUCCAGUACUACUUUUCCAAAUGGGAUGCUGAUGUGGACAUGUAUGUGGUGGACACUGACUAUGACGAGUAUGCUCUGGUGGUGAAGCACAAACAUAAGCGUAACUCUGACAAAAAAGGCUCAAAUGUUACCCUUUAUGGCCGUACUCCAGUACUACCAGACGCUGUGAUUGAGACCUUCAGGCGUGUGGUGACAGAGCAAGGCAUGACCGAGGACCAUAUUGGCAUCAAGAAGAAUAAAGGUGAAUGCAGUCCAGGUGACGUUGACACACCUGCCACACCUGUCACACCUGUGGCAUAGGUAAGGAGGGCACAGCCCUAGUGCCCCCUCGUGCCCUCAGACCCAGUUGAGCUGAAACUGAAAUGUGCAGGAGACCUUCACCUGCUCCACCCACUCUAUUCAAGAUGCACAGAAGUUACUGGGAUGCCCACCGCUUAAAACCUUCUGCACAGCACAGAAAAGAUCAUCUGUUGGAUUUGUAUUUUAUUAUCUUUUAUUACAUUAUUGAUUAAAUGUUUAUCUGUAUUAAAAUUGGAUGAUGUAUAUCUUUUACAUUUUUUAAAUUUAUGAUGUUGAUUUGUGAAUACAUUGAAUGCUGUUAAUAACAACAAAAUGUUAAUUCUGUUUGGAUUUGAGAACUUACCUUAUUUUGAAUAAAACAGCAUGGCACAACAUGAUUAAAGAAAGCUUCAAAACUAUAAA
Molecule: messenger RNA, 1084 nt
Organism: Sardina pilchardus (European sardine)
Lineage: Eukaryota; Metazoa; Chordata; Actinopteri; Clupeiformes; Clupeidae
Product: protein AMBP-like
Exons: 6
Coding region: 68-682 (204 amino acids)
Source: RefSeq, a predicted model, not a curated record